Molecule: messenger RNA, 397 nt
Organism: Monopterus albus (swamp eel)
Lineage: Eukaryota; Metazoa; Chordata; Actinopteri; Synbranchiformes; Synbranchidae
Product: dual specificity protein phosphatase 26-like
Exons: 2
Coding region: 84-362 (92 amino acids)
Biological process (GO): negative regulation of MAPK cascade; protein dephosphorylation
Cellular component (GO): cytoplasm
Molecular function (GO): MAP kinase phosphatase activity; protein tyrosine/serine/threonine phosphatase activity
Source: RefSeq, a predicted model, not a curated record
CUGAUCUAAUCACGCGACAAAUCACUCAUGUCCUGAGUGCAGCCCACAGUAAACGCAGAGGACCUCCAGAAAUCUACGAGGUCAUGAAGAUCACCUACAUGGGCAUAGAGGCUCAUGACUCCUGCGAUUUUGACAUAAGCGUCCACUUUUGUGCAGCAGCUGACUUUAUCCACAGAGCUCUCAGCAGUGGAGGAGUAAGCCGUUCUGCGACCUUGGUCCUGGCUUACCUGAUGCUGAAGCAAAACCUGACUCUUGUGGAGGCUAUCUGUGCUGUGAAAGAUAAACGGGGCAUCAUCCCUAAUCGAGGUUUCCUCCGACAACUCAUCAAACUGAAUGGCCAGCUUUUUGGCAUGCUUCACUGAACCCUGUCUGAAACUAUAGCAUCACUGUUCAGCUU